Molecule: messenger RNA, 4032 nt
Organism: Mya arenaria
Lineage: Eukaryota; Metazoa; Mollusca; Bivalvia; Myida; Myidae
Product: sushi domain-containing protein 2-like
Exons: 21
Coding region: 76-3255 (1059 amino acids)
Biological process (GO): cell-matrix adhesion
Source: RefSeq, a predicted model, not a curated record
CAAAAGUCCACAUAGUUUAAAGGCUGUGCAAAUAUUUCGUAGGCGUUAUCGCUGAUCAAGCGUUUUAAACUCAAAAUGGCGCUUUUGACAGGGUAUUUUAUUGCGGGAUUUUUUAUAAUUAAUGUCGCAAUUACCACUAUUCAGGGAGCAUCACCAUUAUACAAUUUCAACUCUGCAACAGUGAACGAAAUAAACCCAGGAGAGGUGGGUAAACACAUAGUCACAACUACUACACCCAUCAUCUAUGAAGGAAGAUCAUUCUCUUCAGCAAUAAUAACCAAGAAUGGCUUAGUAGCGUUCACGGAAGAUGUCCGACAGGUGAACUAUGCCACCCAGGACUGGAGCGAUUCAAAUGUCUCACCAUAUAUCGACAUUCCGUUCAUCGCACCAUACUACCAUAAUGGACAGAGUGUGCAGACACUUCCGGACUACACGGGGCAUAUUCGGUACCAGGAGUUCCAGUAUGGCACUCAAAAUCAGACACUGCGAGCCCUGGGUCGUUAUUGUAUUAGCCAGGUGGUUGGAACCAGCGAGUUUGUCCCCACUUGGGGAAUGAUUGUGACCUGGGUUAACGUCACAAGCACAGUCAUAAUCAAUGGCAAUAAACCAAAAUGCGAGGGGACGUUUUUACAACCUUGCCCGAUGAACACUUUCCAACUGGUGUUGCUCACUGAUGGCACCGAGUCUUAUUCGAUUCUGAACUAUGAUAAAAUGGCGAUGAAACCAUCGAAAUAUUCACAGGCCGGGUUUAAUGGUGGAUCAGGCAUGGGCUGGAUGGAUGUUUUGUCUCGCAGUGUAGGCUUGACUCACUUGAACCAUAACCAGAGCAGUGACACAAUGGGCAGAUAUGUGUUCAGAAUCUCUGACGGGAAUGUUGUGCGUGCCGGAUGUUCAACUGAGAACACCUAUAGUGGUUUGAGCAUCUACCCCCAGUUUGGUGGCAUGUUUGGGGGGAAGAUGAUCGAUGUCUCCGGCCCGUGUUUCCAGGCCAACCAGAGAUAUAGGUGCUACUUCGGAGAGAUCGUUGAUGACAUAUACAGUGAUGCGACGUACGUCAGCCAGACCAAGGUUCGAUGUCCCAUUCCUAAACUGUACCAAAGGGGCAGAAUCACACUCACACUGCAAACAUCUUCUAGAUCGUACAAUACAACCAUCACCAUUGUAUUUCCUGGCCGUAUCCCAAGCGAUGAACAUAUUGCCACAUCUGCCAGCAAGACAGACAUGGCGUGGUUAGACACCAGCCCCUCCAGCCUCACCCUCACCUGGCACCCGGAGAUGCUCAGUAACAACUCAUACGACAAGGUCGAUGUGAAUUUAAUUGGCUAUAAGGAGGAAGGUGGGAAGGGAAUGUACAUCUUUUUGACCACUCUUGGGACAGACAUUCAAGCCAGCCAGGGGACCUACACCAUUAACCCCCAAGAUCAUCAGUGUAUGGGGAGCUCGUGCCUGUAUGAAAUUGGGCUUCUAGAGGUCAAACUGAAGGACAAUGCUGUGCCCAUGAUGUACCAGUCACUGUCAAGCAAGGUUCUGCCUCUGGGUUGGUAUGUGCAGAACUCAAUGAAACAAAAGCAUGGAAACAGCUGGCCCACGGAAAUGUGUGUUAACUGGUACAAUCAGGAUAGAAAGGACAUGAGCUGGCUGGACAACCUGCCUUACUGCCCGUGCUCGCUGUCCCAAGCCCUCUCAGACUUUGGGCGCUUUCAGCCUGAUGUCGGGUGUAACCUCAACUCCCGCUCGCCCAAAAACUGUUUCUACCACGGGGCAGCCGUCCACUGUGUCCGGGCUGUACAACCUGUGAAUGGUGCGGGUAAUCAAUGCUGCUACAGUAGUGCCGGCCUCCUGGUUUAUGCCGCUGACACCUUCAAAGGGAGCACCCCUGACCGGGGCCAUGACUGGGGUGCAGCCCCCUACCGCUCGCAAGGGUACGUCCCCUCCUUGUCACAUUGGUUAGAUGACAUUAUCACGCUCCACUACUGCUGCGUAUGGACGGAAUAUAAGUCUUGCGAUUAUUACAUGGAUCAGAGGCCCACAAAGGAUUGUGCAGGAUACAACCCACCAGUACCUGUAAGUGCCUAUGGUCAGGGCCACAUUAGUACAUUCAGUGGUUUGAAGCACCGGAUACGAGGGCCAGGAGACUAUGUUCUGAUGCAAGCCGGAAACACCAUCAUCCAGGGACGGUUUGAGAGGAACCCUUAUCCCACUGAGAAUGGUCAGAAAAUCAACACAACUGUCACUUUAACUUCGGUGGCAGUCCAGGACGUGGGCACAUCGGACCGUGUGGAGAUCCAACUGUGUGGCCCCGAGUACAACCGCUCACAGAAGCGGCUGAAUGUUCAUGUGAACGGAGUCAAUGCAUGGUUUGAUAAUGGCCCCAUGUUCUGGCAAGACUUCAAAGGUCUUGCUGUUGUGAACUCUGACCACACCCGUAAUCUCCAGUCCAACUACACUGUCUUGCUGACCAAUGGAAUUGGGUUCCAGGUGGCUGAGGCUUCCAACACACUCCAGCUCUUGAUUUCUGUACCCCAUACCUUUGCCUCUGUCUCUGGGCUGUUUGGUGGUUUAAAUGCAAGCAUGUUCAUGCCAAACGGGACGGUGACAGAUGUGAGAAAGAUGUCACCACAGGAAAUACACACAUUCCAAGUGGCUUGGUCAGUGAAUGAUGAGAGGUCUAGCCUGUUCCAGAACUUCCUGCCAGCCAACAACUCCCUCCUAGGGCCAGUUGUCCUCUCCCCCACACCGCUGCCAAAUAUCGGCUCGGAAAACAUCUGCCAACAGGAUAAGGAGUGUGAUUUUGACUACAAGAUGACUGGAUCAAGGGCCAUUGCUCAGAGUACUCGAGAUGCUGUAGCGAGAUUUGACGCUCUCAGCCAGAACCUACAACCUAUUAGGUCAUGUGGUCUAUUGGAUGUGCCGCGGUCCAAGAAGAGCAACUACGGCUAUACGGUGGGAACCACAACAACCAUAACUGGCUGCAGGGUCGGGGAGUUGCAGGGAACCAGCACAUACACAUGCACUGCGACCUCCAACACCACGCAGCAGUGGAAACCCGCUGUAGAAGCUGUCUGUUCUAUAUCAGUUGAAGACGCUGAUAUAGGAUUGAUAGUGGGUGUUGUUGCUGCUGUGGUGGUGGUGGUGAUCGUAGCCAUCGUUGUUGUCGUCGUUACCAUAAAAAAGAGACGCAGUCAAAAAAAUAAGAAGAGUUCGGAGGAGGAGCAUGAGCCAGAUGAAAUUGAGCCGAUGAAUGAAUUCGACUAGAAACAAACAGACAUUUGGAACACUUUAGAAUAAAUUGAAAAUCUUUGAUUAUCAAAGUUAACCGAUUUGUUUAUUACUAUGUUGUUUGAUGGAGUUGAGUUUGUGUUAUGGCAGCAAUUUUAAAGUCGUUGCUCUUGUGAAGAUAACAAUUAAUAACAGUUUUUAAGAACCUUUGCACUUUUUCUAUAUCUUGUAGAACAUUUCAGUUGUAUCCAUGUACUGAAUUAAUGCCUGUAGAAGUUGAUAUUAUAGGGAAAUGCAUUAUUCACAUUUGCUCUGAUGUUUUGAAUCUUACAAUAAUCAUCAUUAUUGAAUUAUGUUAAUAACCUUUAAAAGUGUUUAAAAUCGGUUGCCCUUUUGCAUAAAAUAUUACUUAUUAGCAUGUAGAAUAUUAUUGUACACCGAUAUGUAUAUGUUGAGAUCCAAUAUAUAUCUGCUUGAGAAUAAAGGUGUCAAUAGUUUAUCAAUCAGUACUGUAAAACAUCAAAAUGUCUUAGUAGAAACUUGUAGAUUCAACAUUAAUGUCAUAGAUAACAAAUUACUAACUUAUACUUAUAUAAUAUAAUUUUGUCCACUCAUUUCAAGAGUCUGUUGCUGCCAUAUUUUCAUAAAUGUAUUUUAUAAUUAGAUUUUUCGACUUUUUAGGCAAACCAACAACUCUAACCACCGUUUGGAACAAAUUUAUAAUGGUAAUUUGAUAGCCUGACAAGCAUUUUGAGACAAAUUUCUCACAGUAUGUAAAAUAUUGCACAUUGUAAAAUAUAUAUCUUUGUAUGA